This is a messenger RNA of Helobdella robusta, 3468 nucleotides long. RefSeq lists its product as hypothetical. Lineage: Eukaryota; Metazoa; Annelida; Clitellata; Rhynchobdellida; Glossiphoniidae. The record is from RefSeq and is a predicted model, not a curated record. Gene Ontology annotation, molecular function: RNA binding; protein binding. The transcript has 19 exons. Gene Ontology annotation, biological process: RNA processing. Bases 1 to 3468 code for a protein of 1155 amino acids.
AUGAGUGGCUUUCAAUAUGGCUAUAUUUACCGUCAUAAAACGAAAAGAGAAAGGGAAAGAAUAAGGGAAGCUACUGCUGCUUCUGUCGCUCCAUCUUCGGAUGGUGUCAUUGACGAUGUUGAAAUGCGCGAAGCGGGCCCAGGUGAUACUAUUAGAAGGGGAAAUGACGAACAAAUACAAGCGGCUCCUAACAACCAUGUUGAUGCUAAUGAUGAUGAGGAUGACGAUCAAGAUAGUGAAGAUGACAAUCAAGAUGGUGAAGAUGAAGAUCAGGAUGAUGACGACGACGAUGACGAUGGUGGUACUGGCGACAACCGCCAUGCAUCUGCUGCUGCUGAUGAUGAAGUUCAUUGUGGUUGGGGAGAGAUGGAGGUUGAGAUGGAGGCCGAAAGGCAGAGGAAGCUUGCAGAAGAGGAGGAAAUGAAACAAAAUAUUUUGCUGAAAGAAGCGGAAACUCUUGAAGAUAAUGUCAAAUCGAACCUCUACAACUACGAACACCACCUAAACUUAAUCACAGUUCUGAGGAAGCUGAAAUCGACGGAUGCACUGAGGGCAGCUAGGGAAAGAAUGAGCAAAAUAUUCCCACUAACCGAUAAAAUCUGGUUGGAGUGGUUCAACGACGAGAUGGAGGCGAACCCCGACGAAAUAAACGAGUACUCCGAAAUGCACGAAAUCAGUGCGGAUGAGUAUCAUUAUCGACUGUCGAUACUGAAAAGGGCCGUCGAAGAUUACGACUCCGUCAAACUCUGGAUGGCCAUGAUCCUAUUCCACUCGAAGGUACUCCCACCUACGACCGACAAAGAAUUUAAGGACGAGUACGAAGAGAUGCUGAACAUCGAUCUGAUGAGGAAGACUUUUGAAGAAGCGAUCAAAAGAGUAGGUCACCAUGCCGAUGCCGACCAACUCUGGACUGAGUAUCUGGACUUUGAGGAAAACGUACUCCACUAUUUGAAACUCGCCCACCAAAGUGCAACUGAUGGAGAAGAUACUUUUGCUACUAUCAGAUAUUCUGCAUCCGUUGCUGCUAUAAAUGCUGCUGCUGCUGCUGUGGCUACUACCACAGAUGCCACAGUUGCUACUUCUCCUGCUACAGCUGCUACUACUUCUGUUAACCUUACCCCUGAGGCUGUUGCAUUUGCGGCAGAGGCAGCUGAAGCUUCUAAAGAACGACUGAAUGGAAUUCAGGAACAGAAAAGAAUAAUCAAGAAGGUUUUCUUGAAGAUUAUGUCCAUACCAAAAAUGAAUCUGGUUCAUUUCAACUUGCGCUACAUGCGUUGGUGCGAGGGCAAGCGAAGGACCCCCCCUGUGGACGAGGCGGCGAGAGAGAGGCGGGGCUACAGUGGCUUCAUUGAGUCGGCCAGACGCUUCGUAGCGGCUGAGAUGGCCCUUCUCAAGGCAGGGAUCAGAAAGCCGAAAUUUGACUAUGAGGAAAGUGAAGUUGAUCGAAUCGCUGACGACGAGCUCGACUUUCAACUCUUGGAUGCGUUCAGAAGUUCCUUCAGUUUAGUGGGCGAACUGUGUGUUCAUGAACGAAAGCUAGAAGAGAAAAACACAGUGGAAAACUACGAAGCCCUUAUCAACUUUUUGAAACUGAGCUCAACAGGCGAGUACGUCAGGGCAGCAUACGAGAGGCUCGUUAUUCAGGACAAAGACCGCGAUAGCAUGAAUAAAAACAAAGAAGGCGUCAGCAGCAAUGAUGACGUCAAUGUCACCAAAGACAGUGAAAAAGAUGAGAAUCUGGAGUAUUUGUUGAGAACGUACAGACGUUCGGUCCGUAACUGUUCCUGGUGUGUUGAUCUCUGGAUUGGCUACAUUAGGACAGUUGAGAAGAUCAAACUGGAACACCAAAAUAUUAAAAAGAUUUUCAAUGAAGCCCUCACCGUUGGCUUUGCCCAGCCUUAUGAAUAUUUAAAUUUAUGGACUGCGUACAUUGAUUACCUGAGACGACGCAUCGAUUGGUCGAAAGGCCACGAAUCAGAGUUGGAAGAUUUGAGAGACGCCUUUGACAAUGCAACCAAUCAGCUCUUUCAAUCUUUUGGUAUGAAAGGUGAUCCAACUUGCAGUCUAUUACAGUACAGAGCUUUCAUCGAGAACAGUCAGUAUAAUCAUUGUUCAAAUAUAAAUUUAGAUUUAUGUAUUUUUGACGCUUGUAUUGUCUUGAUGUCAGGAGGUGACCUGAGACAGUUUGAAGAGGCGCUGCUAAAGUGUGAGGCACACUUGAAGAGAGCUUCCGAGAGGAAGAAGAAAACUGAAAACGCAUCACCAAAGAACAAAAAGAACCUCAACAACAGCAACAGUAGCAACAGCAACAACAAAAAAUCGGAGACAAAUGGCAAACAUAAACAACAACAACAACCGGGCUGUUCAAACUGGCGGGAAACCCAACAACAACAACAGCAGCAGCAGUCUAAACUAACUCCUAAUCAGAAGUUCAUGGAGGAGGUUGAGCUGCUUCAAGAGGAGUUACGACAGCAGUAUGGUGGAAAAGCUGCUGAAGCUAAACGCGCCAAUACAAAAAGCAACAACAACAGCAAUAAUAAAAAUAAUAAUAAUAAAAAUAAUAAUAAUAACAAUAAUAAAAGAGAUGGAGUUAGACCGUACGUAAGAGCGAGGCCGAAAGUGUACGUCAGAGGACAGAUAGAUACAGUUAUAGACAACGACGGCUUCCGAGUUCCAUCUCUUCCUCCCUCCCUAUCAUCAUCGUCGUCGUCACUUUCAUCAACAUCACUAUCAGCACCGCCAUCAUCAUUACCAACACCUCCACCAUCAUCAUCAUUACCGUCAUCAUCAUCAUCAUCGUCGGCUCCGCCGCCUGGCUAUAAUAAGAAGCGUGGCAGAGGGAACGAUGAAGAUGACGGCGAAAAUGUUGUGGCUGAUGAAGCUGCUGCUACCGCUUCUGCUGCUAAGAGAUUUAAAGGAAUGCUUGAACAGUCAUCAUCAUCAUCACCACAACCAUCGUCGUCAUCAUCAUCAUCACAACCAUCAUCAUCAUCAUCACAACCGCAAUCAUCAUCAUCAUCGGCUGAAGAAUUUACUGUGUUUGUCAGCAAUUUGGAUUUCUCGCUUGGAGUAGAAGACAUUAGAAAUGUUUUCUCUGAGUUCAGUACAAGUUUAGAGAAGAACAAACUGUUCAUUAAGAAUCUAUCGUUUGAAACAACCAAGGAAACACUCGUUGCACUCUUUGAACCCAUCGGCCAGUUGAAAGACGUUAGACUAGUUACAUACCAUAACGGUAAUUCCAAAGGCCUGGCAUUCGUUGAAUAUGCUGAUGAGAAUCUUGCUGCCAAGGCCCUAAUGAAACUAGACGGAUACAACUUAGACGGGCGAGCGAUAGCCGUUUCAUUUAGUAACCCUCCUCAGAGGAAUAGUCCACUUGCACUUGAAGGAGGGAACAAGACGUCGUGGGGGUACUGCCAGAACUCAGUUGCAGCUGUUGCCAAGAAACUUGAGGAAGGAAUCCAUAAAUAA